AAAACACCUAGAAUUUGUGGUGACUACCGCCUUACACUCAAUAGUCGUCUACUACAGCAAAGUUGCACUACUCUAGAAACUGAAGACAUUCUCUACAAGCUACAUGGCUCAAGAUACUUUUCCAAAAUAGAUCUAAAAGAUGCCUAUUUGCAAAUUCCUCUUGAUGAGGCGUCUAGUGCAUUAACAACCAUUAAUACUCCAUUUGGAUUGUUCAAGUAUAAGUUCUUGCCUUUUGGUUUAAAGGUUUCACCUGCAAUAUUUCAAAAUGUAAUAAAUCAGAUGAUAGAUGGAUUAGAUGGUGUUGAGUCAUACCAAGACGACAUUAUAGUUCAUGGUCCUAAUAUCGAAUUGCAUAAUGAACGUCUUUUAAAACUGUUCAGGCGUUUAUGUGAGAAUAAUGUUCUUGUUAAUCCAUCUAAAUGUCAUUUCACUUUGUCGUCUGUAUCAUGCUUGGGAUACACAGUAGACUCCGAAGGUUUCAGACCUGAUGCUAGUCGUUUGGCACCUCUAAUUCAAGCACCGUCACCUAAUAAUAUGUCAUCGUUGAGAUCAUGGAUAGGUACUCUUCAGUUUUACUCCAGAUUCAUUCCCAACUUCACUCAACGGUUAUCUCCACUUUUUGAGAUUGUCUCCAGUAAACAGUUUAAGUGGGAACAACAACAUGAGAAUAUCUUGCGAAAAACUUUGGAGUUUCUUAAUAAACAAGCUUUCCUAAGACCUUUUUGUCGAAAGAUAAGUCUGUUCUCACUACAGAUGCUUCUCCUAUGGGUAUAGCUGCAGUACUUGAGCAAAAUGGACAACCUGUUAUUUGUAUUUCAAGACGUCUAAGUAAGAGUGAACAAGGGUACUCACAAACCCAGAAAGAAGCUCUAGCAGUUGUAUGGGCAAUAAGACGCUUGCACAAGUAUCUCUUUGGUACUAAGUUUCACAUAGUUACUGAUCAUCAAGCUUUGAAAUUCAUUUACAAUCCAGAAAAAUCUUUGAAUAAAUCAUCUGCUGCUAUGGUUCAAAGAUGGAGUUUAGAACUAAGUGCAUAUGAUUACACUAUUGAACAUAGAUCGGCAAAGGAUAUACCUCAUGCAGACUUCUUAUCUCGUUAUUCAUUAUUUGAAAAUGCUGCUAAUGAUACUGAUUGCUUAUUAGUCCAGCCGUUACCGGUGGAUCGAGUUCGACUUAUAAAUGAUACUCGGA
Trichobilharzia regenti is the source of this 1191-nucleotide messenger RNA. The record is from the annotation of a GenBank genome assembly. NCBI's taxonomy places the organism in Eukaryota, Metazoa, Platyhelminthes, Trematoda, Strigeidida, Schistosomatidae.